Messenger RNA from Oldenlandia corymbosa var. corymbosa, 2952 nucleotides. Lineage: Eukaryota; Viridiplantae; Streptophyta; Magnoliopsida; Gentianales; Rubiaceae. The record is from the annotation of a GenBank genome assembly.
AUGGCUCGAUUGAUUCUGCCUUGCAAGACCUCAACUUUAUCAAAGAAUUGCAUCUUGGGUUUGAUAUCUUCUACCCCUCGUUUCCAGGCGACUCUCCAAGGGAGUUGUCGCCCACUUUCAGUGAACAAUUUCUAUAAGUGUGGGAGAAUCUUCAGUUCCGAGGUUAUUCAGAAAAGGGGUUAUAGACUUCCAUAUUUUUUUCCACACGGUGGCACUAAGAAACUAAACCAAAGGUUAAUCUGCUCAGUCGCUACAGAACCACUGCCGAAGCAAGUUGAGGAAUCUGAAAUGGAAACACCAAAGGAAAUUUUUCUUAAGGAUUACAAGAAGCCUGACUACUAUUUUGAUUCAGUGGAUUUGAAGUUUUCACUGGGAGAGGAGAAAACAAUUGUCUCUUCGAAGAUAAGUGUCCAACCCAGAGAACGAGGUUCCUCUUCCCCACUGGUCUUAGAUGGACAAGAUCUCAAGCUGAUCUCUGUAUCUGUUAAUGGCAAUCAAUUGAGGGAGGAAGAUUAUAAAUUGAGUCCACGACACCUUACUCUAAUAUCACCUCCCAAUGGAAAUUUCACUUUGGAAAUUGUUACUGAAAUACUUCCACAUAAGAACACAUCCUUGGAGGGGCUUUAUAAGUCAUCUGGUAACUUUUGUACACAAUGUGAAGCAGAGGGUUUCCGGAAAAUAACAUUCUAUCAGGAUCGUCCUGACAUCAUGGCUAAGUAUACUUGUCGCAUUGAAGCGGACAAGUCAUUGUACCCUGUUCUACUAUCGAAUGGAAAUCUGAUUGAGCAAGGUGACAUAGAGGGAGGCAAACAUUAUGCUCUUUGGGAAGAUCCUUUCAAGAAACCCUGUUAUCUUUUUGCUCUGGUUGCUGGAAAGUUAGCGAGCAGAGAUGACACUUUUACUACUCGUUCGGGACGCAAUGUCUCACUUAGAAUUUGGACACCUGCUGAAGACCUGCCCAAGACAGAACAUGCCAUGUAUUCUCUUAAAGCUGCAAUGAAAUGGGAUGAAGAUGUCUUUGGUCUUGAGUAUGACCUCGAUCUCUUCAAUAUCGUUGCUGUUCCCGAUUUUAACAUGGGGGCUAUGGAAAACAAGAGUUUGAAUAUUUUCAACUCCAAGCUUGUUUUAGCAUCCCCAGAGACUGCGACUGAUGGAGAUUAUGCUUCAAUCUUGGGUGUGAUUGGUCAUGAGUAUUUUCACAACUGGACAGGCAACAGAGUGACAUGUCGUGACUGGUUCCAGCUCAGCUUAAAAGAAGGGCUUACUGUUUUCCGUGACCAGGAAUUUUCAUCUGAUAUGGGAAGCCGUCCAGUUAAGAGAAUAGCAGAUGUUUGGAGGCUUCGAGUUAGUCAAUUUCCUCAGGAUGCCAGUCCCAUGGCUCAUCCUGUUCGGCCUCACUCUUACAUCAAGAUGGAUAAUUUCUAUACAGUGACGGUUUAUGAGAAGGGUGCUGAAGUUGUUAGGAUGUACAAAACCCUGCUGGGGAGUCAAGGGUUCAGAAAGGGCAUGGAUCUCUACUUCAAGAGGCAUGAUGGUCAAGCUGUAACAUGUGAAGACUUUUAUGCAGCCAUGCGAGAUGCAAAUGGUGCUGAUUUUGCCAACUUCUUGUUGUGGUAUUCCCAAGCUGGGACCCCAUCUGUGAAAGUUGUCUCAGAAUACAAUGCCGAAGCUCGUACUUAUAAGCUGAAGAUCAGUCAAGAGGUUCCUCCAACCGCUGGACAGCCUGUCAAAGAGCCUAUGUUCAUUCCUAUUGCUAUCGGCUUACUUGACUCAACUGGCAAUGACAUGGCUCUGUCUUCUUUGUACCAUGAUGGAAAGUUGGAGAGUUUUGGCAGCAAUGGACAGCCAGUCUACACUGCCAUUCUCAGAAUGACAAAGAAAGAAGAAGAAUUUGUGUUCAAUGAUGUACCAGAGCGGCCAAUUCCCUCGAUAUUGCGUGGAUUUAGUGCUCCCGUGCGUCUUGACUCAGAUCUAACAGAAAGUGACUUAUUUUUUCUCCUUGCACAUGAUUCGGAUGAGUUCAACCGUUGGGAGGCUGGGCAGAUCCUGGCUAGGAAGCUUAUGCUUGGUCUGGUGGCUGAUUACCAACAGAAUAAGCCAUUGGUUCUUAAUCCUCAAUUUGUACAAGGGCUAAAGAGUAUACUUUGUGACUCAAGCUUGGAUAAGGAGUUCAUUUCCAAAGCAAUUACUUUACCUGGAGAAGGUGAGAUAAUGGAUCUGAUGGAUGUUGCUGAUCCUGAUGCUGUUCAUGCUGUUCGGACUUUCAUUAGGAAGCAGUUAGCUUCUGAAUUAAAAGAAGAAUUCAUUAGCACGGUGAAUAAUAACCGGAGUUCUGAGCCAUAUGAGUUCAACCAACAGAAUAUGUCUAGGAGGGCGCUGAAAAAUGUCGCCCUUGCUUAUCUAGGGUCACUUGACGAUCCAGAAGUCAUUGAGCUUGCACUACAGGAAUAUAGGGCUGCCACCAACAUGACAGACCAGUUUGCUGCUCUUGUCGCCAUUGAACAGAAUCCUGGUGAAAUUCGUGAUCAAGUAUUGGCUGAUUUCUACAGCAAGUGGCAAAAUGAUUAUUUGGUUGUGAACAAGUGGCUAGCCCUUCAAGCCAUGUCGGAUAUUCCUGGGAAUGUUGAAAAUGUUAAGAAACUGCUAAACCAUCCAUCGUUUGACAUUCGUAACCCUAACAAGGUUUAUUCUUUGAUUGGAGGAUUUACCGGGUCGCGUGUCAACUUCCAUGCCAAAGAUGGUUCGGGCUACAAAUUCUUGGGAGAACUAGUAGUGGAGCUUGACAAACUGAACCCUCAGGUGGCUUCUAGGAUGGUGUCAGCCUUUUCCAGAUGGAAGCGUUUUGAUGAGACUCGACAAAAACUUGCCAAGGCUCAGCUGGAGAUGAUCUUGUCGGCCAACGGGCUUUCGGAGAACGUGUUUGAGAUUGUAUCCAAGAGUCUGGUCGCUUAA